AUGCCACCCAUGGUGUCUAGUCAGCCCGAGAAAGAGACUGCAGGACUCAGCUGUGUGCCCGUCUUCUUCAGUGAAGAGAUAUUCACCAGUCAAUACACCAUCCUGAGAAAGUUAGGCCAGGGUUCCAACGCCAAGGUGAUGCUGGCCCAGCACCGUCUCACGGGCGUCCCAGUAGCUGUGAAAGUGCUUGUGAGGGAGAUGCUCUGGCGCCAGCAGGCUGUUUCAGAAGUGGACAUUCUGAUGACCAUCAGCCACCCGAACAUUGUCUCCCUCCUCCAAGUCAUCGAAACAGAAAAGAAUAUCUACCUCAUCAUGGAGAUGGCUGAGGGACAACAGCUGUUCCAUCACGUCUGUGAGGUCGGACACUUGCAGGAGAAGGAGGCCCGAGGACUAUUUCACCAAAUCAUAGGUGCCGUGGGCUACUGCCAUGACCACGGCAUAGUCCACAGAGACCUGAAGCCUGAUAAUAUCAUUGUAGACAGCUCUGGAAGAGUGAAGAUCAUCGACUUUGGCCUGGGGGCCAAGGUCAGGCCUGGAAAACUGCUUGAGAGGCCUGGAGGGGCAUUCCAGUUUGGUGCCCCUGAAUUCUUCCUAGGGGUGCCAUACGAUGGCCCCAAAGUAGACAUCUGGACCUUGGGGGUCCUCUUGUUCUUCAUGGUAACUGGGACAUUUCCAUUUUCGGCACCCACCUUAUCAGAGCUUUGGAAGCAGGUGGUUCAAGGGAGGUAUGAGGUCCCAAACCAGCUUUCUGAAGAGCUACAGGGCCUAAUCAGGUACUUACUAACUGUCAACCCCAGCCAGAGGCCAACGGUUAAAGAGAUCAAAAGGCACUCAUGGCUAAGACAUGAAAGCACAUCAGCUCACAACGAAGAGACAAUCCCAAGCCUCCCAGACCCUGCAAUCAUGGCCGCCAUGGCCAACAUUGGCUUUGACAUCCGAGAUAUAAAAGAUGCCUUACUGAACAGGAGAUUUGAUGAGACAAUGGCAUCGUACUGCUUACUACACCACCAGGCACGCCAGGAGCAUAGCCGCUCAGCCCACCCCAAUCUCAGGGACACAGAGCCGACACAUUUCACCUCACCCAUGGAUCCCGUCUCUUUCCCUUUGCCUCUGAGGAGGAGGGCCAGCGAACCUGCCCUUCAGACAAUCUUACCUUCAACAAAAAACCAGAGGCUAGAGAUUGUCCAACAGCCCAGACAAAGGGGCGGCAGAAGUGCCACUGAGCAGGACAAUCCUCUCUGCUUCUACUCUUGGCACGUUCUUGGCACCGCUCACCUGUGUGACAUUGGUGUUUCCCAUGUUUAUUCACUGACCAGCAGUCAGGGGAACACAGAAAACAAGAAGGCCUUCCCCAAUGAGCCAGACCACAGGGAGAGUGCAGCCUCAAGUCCUGGACAGCAAAGUGUCUGGAAGGCGUGGGCAAGGAGGAUCGGGAAACAUCUAUGGAAGCUUUGCUGCUGCACAGAAGAAACCUCAAGGAUGGCAGAGCAGGGUGUCACCCGGAAAUGA
Molecule: messenger RNA, 1509 nt
Organism: Chionomys nivalis (European snow vole)
Lineage: Eukaryota; Metazoa; Chordata; Mammalia; Rodentia; Cricetidae
Product: sperm motility kinase Z-like
Exons: 1
Coding region: 1-1509 (502 amino acids)
Biological process (GO): microtubule cytoskeleton organization; intracellular signal transduction; protein phosphorylation
Cellular component (GO): cytoplasm
Molecular function (GO): ATP binding; protein serine/threonine kinase activity; tau-protein kinase activity
Source: RefSeq, a predicted model, not a curated record